Messenger RNA from Colletotrichum karsti, 948 nucleotides. RefSeq lists its product as uncharacterized. Lineage: Eukaryota; Fungi; Ascomycota; Sordariomycetes; Glomerellales; Glomerellaceae. Gene Ontology annotation, molecular function: arabinan endo-1,5-alpha-L-arabinosidase activity. The transcript has a single exon. Gene Ontology annotation, biological process: carbohydrate metabolic process. Bases 1 to 948 code for a protein of 315 amino acids. The record is from RefSeq and is a predicted model, not a curated record.
AUGUGGAAAGGAAUCCUCAAUGGCUUGAUUGCUAUUGCGUCGCUGGUUCCGGCUGUUAGCGGCCAGUAUCCUAACCCGGGCGUCGUCUCGGGCAACAUCAAUGUCCAUGACCCUACUGUCGUCAAAACCCCGAGCGGCACUUAUCUCAUGGCCCACACGGGAACCAACGUUGCUCUCAAAACCUCUACCGACCGCACCGUGUGGCGUGACGCUGGCGCCGCUUUUCCUAACGGCGCCUCAUGGACAACUCCUUACACCAAUGGGGACACCAAUCUCUGGGCACCAGAUAUCUCAUAUCGCAAUGGAAAGUACUUCAUGUACUACUCAGCAUCUACUUUUGGGUCACAGAAGUCGGCAAUCUUCCUUGCCACAAGCUCCACCGGUGCGUCGGGAUCGUGGACCAACCAAGGGUUGGUUAUUGAGUCCUCAAGCUCAGUUGACUACAACGCCAUCGACCCCAACCUUAUUGUAGACGCGCAAGGCAACUGGUGGCUCUCAUUUGGCUCCUUUUGGACAGGAAUCAAAAUGAUUUCACUGAACUCCAGCACCGGCAAGCGGUCAGGCACCAACCUGGUGUCUCUUGCUCGUCGUACCGUGGCAGAUGGUGCUAUCGAAGCACCUUACAUCACUCGUCGUGGCAAUUACUACUAUUUGUGGGUGUCGUUCGACAGGUGCUGCAAUGGCGCCGCUAGCACCUAUCGUAUUAUGGUUGGUCGUUCCACUAGUGUGACGGGCCCCUUUGUGGACCGGAACGGGGUGAACAUGAUGUCUGGUGGCGGGACUGAAGUGAUGGCUACCCACGGCUCCAUUUAUGGACCCGGCCAUCCAUCAGUGUUCACGGAUUCAGAUGCUGAUGUUCUUGUUUACCAUUACUACAACAGCAACAACGCCGCUCUGUUGGGAAUCAAUCUCAUUCGUUACGAUUCGGACUGGCCGGUUAUUUAUUGA